AAAUGGAAACACAUCGGAGCAGGAGCGUCUUCUUCACCUUCGGACUCGUUCGAGAGGGAGCAGAGGAACCGAAGAAUCUGUUCAAGACCAGCCUUCAUAUUCAGUAGCGAGAUAGAGAGGGGGCUGAGACGAACCCAAAUGGCAUCGACCUCGGCGGCGGCGGCGGCGCGGACUGGUGGCGUCACCGGACGGAUACGGCACGCCGCCGUGACGCUCCACGACGACAAUCAAGCACUCGUCACUGAAUUUUUGAAGGCUUUCGGCAUGUUAAAGGAAGUUGCUGUUGCUCUGGAGAAAGACAAUCAGACUCAAAAGGUGGAAGAACUUGAAAAUGCGGCUGUGGAGUUGCUGCAAACUUAUGAAGAUUGUACACAUUUGUCAACAGCUAUCAAAUCUGUUGGUGAUACAUAUGAGCCUGGUGCUGAGCUAACUGAUUUUGGUAAGCUAUUUGACAACGAGAUUGCAAAGCAAAAGUCAAGUUCAUCAACAGAUCCACAAAACCACCCAUUAAUACGCCAAUUUAGGGAAGCAGUAUGGAAUGUUCAUCAUCGUGGCCAGCCUAUGCCUGGUGAAGAGCAGGAUGAUGUCAUCAUGACCAGUACCCAGGGCAACCUUUUGAAUGUCGCUUGCCCAUUGAGUGGAAAGCCGGUUACCGAACUGUCGGCUCCUGUUCGCGGUGUGGAGUGCAAGCAUAUAUAUGAAAAAGAGGUUAUUCUGAAUCAUAUCAGGUCCAAGGGUGGGAACUCGAAGUGUCCUAUUGGAGCUUGCCCUAAGGUACUGUCAGCAGAUAAAGUAAGUUGCGACCCUGUGUUACUUUACGAAAUCGAGGAGAUGCGCAAACGGAAUGCCGGGACUGAAGUAGUUGAAGAUUUUACCGCGCUCGGUGAAGAAGGAGAUGAUUGAUGGAGAUGAUUCUAACCGUUGCUGACCAAAUUAUCCUGGAAAAAGCAACUAGGCUUGCUAACGUUUUUCGAACUGCUAAAAUAGAAACGAGUUUGUACAGAAGAUGUUAAACUUAAAUCCAUCGCCACCUUCUAUAUACUGUCCCUUGUAGUGUUUCAUGCUUCUUUUGUCCUCCCAUGAUUGUGGGUGGUAUAUGACAAAUAUGUCGGUUAACUGC
Syzygium oleosum is the source of this 1120-nucleotide messenger RNA. Its product is annotated as E3 SUMO-protein ligase MMS21. Lineage: Eukaryota; Viridiplantae; Streptophyta; Magnoliopsida; Myrtales; Myrtaceae. Gene Ontology annotation, biological process: protein sumoylation; double-strand break repair via homologous recombination. The record is from RefSeq and is a predicted model, not a curated record. Gene Ontology annotation, molecular function: SUMO ligase activity; zinc ion binding. The transcript is spliced from 7 exons. Bases 139 to 903 code for a protein of 254 amino acids. Gene Ontology annotation, cellular component: nucleus; Smc5-Smc6 complex.